CCCAUCACUAGAACGUAUUACAUUUUCGUGCUUUUUUUACGUUAUGCGUCGUCGUCCGCGUAGGUCACGUGAUUGAUUUUGACGUAGAGGAUAGUGUUAAGAGAAAGUGAACAUCACUACGUAGAGGCAGCUGCAGCACACGAUACAGUGAUAAUGGACUUUAACGUAAAGAAACUCGCCUCCGAUGCAGGACUGUUCUUCACACGAGCUGUUCAGUUCACAGAGGAAAAGCUGGGUCAAGCAGAGAAGACAGAGCCGGAUGCUCAUUUUGAGAACCUGAUGAGCCGUGCAGACUGCACCAAGCACUGGACUGAAAAAAUCUACAGACAGACUGAGGUUCUUCUGCAGCCCAACCCAAGUGCCAGAAUUGAAGAGUUUCUCUAUGAGAAGUUAGACAGGAAGGCACCAUCCAGAAUUACCAAUGGAGAAUUGCUGGGUCAAUACAUGGAGGAUGCAGCGAAGGAAUUUGGUGCAGUCAGUCCUUAUGGAAGCACACUAAUUAUUGUUGGAGAUUGUGAAAAAAGAUUAGGUGCAGCCGAAAGAGAUUUCCUCCAAACAUCGACCAUGAGCUUUCUCACCCCACUAAGAAACUUUCUGGAAGGAGACUGGAAGACCAUCUCAAAAGAACGACGCCUCCUGGAGAACCUGCGCCUGGACUUGGAUGCCUGUAAAACACGACUGAAAAAGGCCAAGAUGGCAGAGGCUAAAGCUGCAACGGCUCCAGAUUUUCAGGAGACCAGACCUCGUAACUAUGUGCUGUCGGCCAGUGCCUCUGCGUUAUGGACUGAAGAAGUGGAGAAAGCACAACAGGAACUCAGAGUGGCCCAAACAGAGUUUGACCGUCAAGCAGAGGUGACACAGUUGCUAUUAGAGGGAAUCAGCAGCACACAUGUGAAUCACCUGCGCUGUCUGCACGAGUUUGUGGAGGCCCAGGCUGCCUACUAUAAACAGUGUCAUUUCCACAUGCAGGGAGCUGGCAAGGUAUCAAUAUGAAAGCAAUGUAAAGGGAGUUUGCUCCCCAAUGCUUUUGCAUUAAACACCACUCACUCUAUGGCUGCAUCUCCAGCUGAAGCCAUCAGCAGCCCCACAGACAACGACACACUGAAGAUCGAGGAGGUUCAGUCACCAGCUACAGGAACUCGCAAGGCGAAGGUCCUGUACGAUUAUGAUGCCGCUGACUCCAGUGAACUCUCCCUUCUAGCCGAUGAGCUCAUCACUGUUUACACCAUGCCGGGAAUGGACUCUGAUUGGCUAAUCGGAGAAAAGGGAAACCAAAAAGGAAAAGUACCUGUCACAUACUUGGAGCUGCUCAGCUAAAAUUACACACACACACACACACUUACACACAUCCUGACACACACACACACACAUAUGUGAGUGUUUAUUUGAGUUAAAGUGGGUAAAACUAAAGCCAUGAAGGAUCUUCAUUCACAAAAUUCAUCUCACACUUUGUUUUUGGUUAAAGAAGAGAAAAUGUCUCAUUACGGCGAACAUCUGUCAGUGCUGUCUGAUCAGGAUAAUGAAACAACAAUGCAAUAACAAUGUCUCUGCUCUGUUUGGGCCUGUAAUGUGACACAAGUUUAACUAACUCAGGAUAUGUUUUCAUUAGUAUUCAUUAUGUAGUACACAAGAUUACUUGGUUUCUUCUGGACUGAUGUACAAACAUCAUCCCUCCUACUUGGAGACUCCUUGCUUUAAAUUUAAAUAAAAUACACCAAUUCUUAGUUUACAAGUUGAGCAUAAAUUACACUUAUGAAAGCAACCAAUUGAACUAGAAAUGUUAUCCUCUUUAACUAUUCUUUCAACUCUAAUACGACAGCAUCAUGAUACUUGAAAACAACCUGGACAUUAUAUUAUUGUAUAAACAAUUAAAAUAUCUGUGGUUUACUCCCCACUAACAGAUCUUCAGACCAUUAUGUGUUUGCUUAAUAGGAUUUUUUUAGUAAUUUUCAUCAAAUUAGAAUAAUUUGUUCCGUAAUUAACACGUUAAUAAGCAGCUAGCUCCCAGUUAACCAGUCAAAUUUAAAUUUAGCAUUGCUAUGUGAAUGUUUUUAUUUGAUUGACACAUGACCAGUUCCAAUAAGCUUCUAAUCAACCUGGAUUAUUUAACCUUUCUUAUUUAGGUUUAUAAUGUGGAGGAGUUGAUAAGACAAUGACCCCCUCGAAGGUUUAGAACAGGGGUCCUAAACGCAGAUGAACCUGAUUACAUUAUACAUGUACUGUAUCUAGUUGUGCGCUGCACCCCUCAGUACCAGCCUGCCUGGCUUCUCCUUAUACUUGUUUCUUGACCGUUAUGAUGAUUGUUGUUUACUUUGGUGGCCUUCAAAGUCACUGCCUAUGAGCCAGAGAUGACUCUAAGAUGUGGCGUCACAGAUGUAAUAAUUGUGUCAGUGCAAUUCCAAAUUUCUGCGGAUUUUCUGUUGUUGUUGAAAAACAUGGCCUUUGUUACAUAGUUUUAAUGGUUUCAAAUCAAUACUGCUACUGUUGUUCCAAAUGUGAGUGCAUAACGUUCUAGAAAUCCUCUGAAGAUGUUUGUGUAAAAUGCCCAGAUGUUUAUGACUCACUGAGUACUCUGUACUCUCCUCACGUACUGAACUGCACUAACAGAACCAGAAUUCUCCACUGUUACACUCUGACUAUAUUUAUUUUUUAUUUCAUAUUUAUUUUCAUGAACAAAACUCUCAGACUCUGUUAAAAGCUGUUCUUUUUGUAAACUCUGUUCAAAGCAGCCUGUUUCCAUUUUGUCAUUGGUAUUCGACUGUUUGAGUGUUUUGUGUUCAAGUAGUAAAUGACAGGCUAUUUGAAAGACUAAUUAUUUAAAUUCUAUGACUUUAUGUGUAAUAUUCCUUCAUUGUAAAUCACAUCACAUUUUGAUCCUUCUCACUUCUGUCCUGCUGAUCUGAUUGGACAGCCUUUAAGCUUUUCAGGGGGACCAUAACCUUCAUAGUUCACAGUUCAAACCAAAGUUAUGGCCAAAGUUACGUAAAAACUCUCCCUCAUUUAACUUUUAUCCACAAAUAUGUUAACUUUUCAGUACAGACCCGAUGACAGUUGCAGCUGGUGAGUGGAGAAGAGACAGUUCAAUCAAGGCAGAGGGAUCAGCAGGUCAUCCUGUUCUGGCAGCCAUAUUUGUAUUUCUUGGGAAAGCACUUGUACAACCAUACAUUACCGUUUUUAUUUAACAUGGAGUUAGGCUGAAAUGACAACAACACAAACAAAGCAGGAACAUUUUAUCUUUAAGUGCUAAAUGCCUUUAACUACGAAGAGGCAGCAUUAGCUGAACAACUGUAAGGAAAUGAUUGUAUCCUCUGUUUGUUUGUCUUAUUGGGACUUCCUUCUAAAAGGAACUUCCCAUGCAGCAUUAUAAAGCAUGUGUCGUGUCUGUGUUUGUGUGACCCACUCCCAGUCUCUAGUGUUCCUGUCUUGUCUUCAGUCUUUGUGCUGCAUGCGCUGCAACUCCUAGGACUAUAUGUGUGUGUGUGAGUUUUUGACCCCCUGUCCUUGAGUAAUGAGUAAAUGCAUGUUCAGCUUUUGUAAAAUAAGUACAUGAAAUACAGUGCAAAUAAAGUAAAAACCCUAUGCCAGCAGAGAAGGGAAAGGAUACACACAUACACACAAACAUUCCAGUACAGCAAGUACCAGUAACAGAGAACAUGGUUACAUCCCUCAUGUCUUCUGCUCUCUGCCCACUGAUGUCCAUUUUAUAAUUUGUUCAGCUGUCCUUCCAAGUUGUUUCACUGCUGCUGUUAUGAUCAUCUUGUGCCUAAUCAUGUCAAUCUUUAUUUCCUCUCAACUAUGUCUUGCCUGAUACUAAACCCUUCUAAUGAAAGAAAUAUCUAGAGUUUAAUAAAAAGUAUGAUUUAUUUGAA
Messenger RNA from Cynoglossus semilaevis (tongue sole), 3869 nucleotides. RefSeq names its product endophilin-B2-like. Gene Ontology annotation, cellular component: cytoplasm; membrane. NCBI's taxonomy places the organism in Eukaryota, Metazoa, Chordata, Actinopteri, Pleuronectiformes, Cynoglossidae. The transcript is spliced from 11 exons. The record is from RefSeq and is a predicted model, not a curated record. Gene Ontology annotation, biological process: membrane organization. Gene Ontology annotation, molecular function: protein binding.